Molecule: messenger RNA, 1647 nt
Organism: Exophiala aquamarina CBS 119918
Lineage: Eukaryota; Fungi; Ascomycota; Eurotiomycetes; Chaetothyriales; Herpotrichiellaceae
Exons: 3
Coding region: 1-1647 (548 amino acids)
Molecular function (GO): flavin adenine dinucleotide binding; NADP binding; N,N-dimethylaniline monooxygenase activity
Source: RefSeq, a predicted model, not a curated record
AUGGAUACAACCAUCCGCGUCGACGUUUUAGUGGUCGGAGCCGGCCUCAGUGGCAUGUCUAUUUUAUACAGGCUUCGCAAGUUAGGACUGAAGGCCAAAGUCCUGGAAGCUGGUGCCAACCUUGGUGGUGUUUGGCAUUGGAACAGAUACCCGGGUGCCAGAGUUGAUUCGGAAUGGCCAUAUUAUCAACUUAGUAUUCCCGAAGUCUAUAGGAAUUUCGACUUUACGGAGCGGUUCCCCAGUGCGGAAGAAUUGCGCGCGUACAUGCAGCACAUCGACAAAGCGCUUGACCUUAAAAAAGACAUUGUUUUUAAUCAAGAAGUGAUCGACCUGCGAUGGAACCAGACUGAAAAUGAAUGGUUUACCACCACCAAGCAAGGCAUCACUGCUCGAUCUAAGUACAUCGUCCUAUGUACAGGACCAUUGCAUCGACGAUAUAUGCCAUCGUUUCCAGGCUUGGAAGCAUACAAGGGCGCCCUUCACCAUACUUCAUUUUGGCCAGACAAUGUCGAUGUCACAGGCAAACGAGUAGCGCUCAUUGGUGUGGGUGCUACUGGGAUCCAGGUCGCACAAGCCCUCUCGAAGCAGGUUCAAACGUUAACAGUCUUCAUGCGUCGGCCUAGCUACUGUUUGCCGAUGGGUCAACGCAAGCUCAGUCCCGAGGAGCAACAACAGACUAAGGCGCGAUUCGAGACUCUCUUCCAGGCCAGUCGCAAUUCUUAUGCAGGAUUUCCUGGCAGUACACAAAGCAAAGGCGUUUUUGAUGUCUCUGAAGAAGAACGCGAAAAGCUAUACGAAGAACUCUGGGAAAAGGGUGGCUUUGCCUUUAUCGUCAGCAACUUUAAUAACUGGGUAUUUGACAAGACGGCCAAUAGAUCUCUCUACGAAUUUUGGGCAAAAAAGACCCGACUGAGGAUUAAUAAUGCGAGGAAACGAGACAUCUUAGUCCCUGUCGAACCGCCGUUCUGGUUUGGGACCAAACGAUGUCCACUAGAGCAAGAUUACUAUGAAUCUAUGGAUCGGAACAACGUUAACAUUGUAGACUUAAAGGAUACGCCAAUCAAGACCUUUAACGAGAAAGGUGUAUUGCUCGACAACAACGAACAGCAAGAUUAUGAUAUUAUUAUUAUGGCCACAGGAUUUGACUCAUUUACUGGAUCCUUAACCAGCAUCGGUCUUAAAAACCGCGAAGGUAUCGACCUCGCACAAGUAUGGCAAGCUGGUAUCAAAACCUACCUUGGGGUGUCAAUGCCGGGUUUUCCUAACACGUUCGCUAUUUAUACGCCACAAGCUCCCGCGGCUCUCACCAACGGGCCAACACUCAUAGAGACGCAGAGUGAUUUCGUUGCAUCAGCUAUUGAGAAGCUCGAGGCAGAGGGGGCCAGGCAGAUCGAAGCAACUGUUGAAGCCGCUGAUGCAUGGGAUCAGAUGAUCGAGGCCAUGAAUGCUCCAACUCUCUUCCCUUUGACCAAUUCCUGGUGGAACACUUCAAAUGUUCCGGGCAAGAAGAUUCAAAAUGUGACACAUCUGGGGGGGAUUAAGAUGUACGGAGAUCAAAUCAAGGACGCCUUGCAAGGUUGGAAAGGCUUUCAUGUAACUCCAAAGGAUGGCCAUCAAACGAACGGUGUGAAUGGGGUACAUGUAUAG